Helicoverpa armigera (cotton bollworm) is the source of this 5631-nucleotide messenger RNA. RefSeq lists its product as uncharacterized. Gene Ontology annotation, molecular function: nucleic acid binding. Bases 1583 to 5380 code for a protein of 1265 amino acids. The record is from RefSeq and is a predicted model, not a curated record. NCBI's taxonomy places the organism in Eukaryota, Metazoa, Arthropoda, Insecta, Lepidoptera, Noctuidae. Gene Ontology annotation, biological process: DNA integration. The transcript is spliced from 3 exons.
GAACAUCACUACGCCCGGGCGACCGCGGGCGGAGCCGCGGGCGCAGGGGGGCGCUCGAUCAGCUGGCGCGCGCGCCGGCCGUCACAAGAAGCACUGCGUCAUCGUCCACCGUACCGAGCGCGCACUUACUUCAUUUCUUAUAAUUGUUAAUUCCGUCAUUCCUAAGUGUUGUAAUUUAUACAGUCCACUAUUAUACUUAUUAGCUACGAAGUUACUGGAGUUUUGUUCUACCAACACCCGUAGGAUAUUCCACAAUUUCCGUUUAUGGUCCUUCGCAAUAACGACAGAAGAAGUAACGGCCAGUUCCAGCCACGUAGGAGUGACAAGCGGAUUUUCAAAUUCAAGAAAAAUAACGGCCGUUGGAAAAAUACUGGUGAUCAAGAGGUCUUCUCGCCCUUCGUGCGUGCCUGGUUCCAGUUUACGGUCAUCAUAAGCGCCGCCUUUCGGGAAGAAAAAACUUGUCGGAGCGAAUACAGUUCGUCAGUGGUCAUCAUAGCUGGGUCAUCGCAACAUAGCAGCCGAGCAGAGCCCAAGAACAUCGCGAGCAAGAAGACGUUCGGUUUGGAAUCGCAGUCAAAGGAUUUCGUGAGAUCUUUCCAUAUUCUUAUUAACAUUAUUUUUCAUGCUAACAUCAUCUAAAUUUCCAGUAGUGUUCAGAUAGUGCAUUAGAUCAUAGAAUCAUACAUAAUUGUCUAGUGAAUAUUAGUAAAAUAGCAGAUGCAUGACUAGUUACAUAGUUGUGUUUUGGUUUUUCUCGUUUACCCACUUAAAAUAAAAAUAAAAUCAUUGUCAUUAUUGAGUAGUUUUCCAUAAUCAUAGAAUAUUGUGAUUCAUGUUUAUUUCUUGUUUACAGUAGUUAACGCACUACGCAUGGGUAGGCAUUAAUGUGAUCUUUAUUAUAUUUUCAACUUUCAAACGCCUAAUGGUUGGUAAUUAGCAACGCUCAUUCGAACAGCUGUGCUUUGCGAUUGAUUACAGGCGCAUUUACACUAAAAUAGUUAACAGCUUUGUCCCAUUUUUCAGCACUUAUUUGCUAUUCUAUUUUAGAUAUCUUCAUUCUUCUUCUGUACCUUCUUUAGUGCAUAAGGCUUGCCUCCGAUUUAGCCAUGACUGAAGAAAUUAAAAUUAAAGAGCUUACGAAAAAACGCGCCUCAAUAAAAUCACAGCUUACUCAGUUCACAUCCUUCUUAAAUGUCUCUAAGUCUUGCGACCAACUUAGUGAGGAACAGCUUGUUGAGUUGGAGCUUAGAGUUGACAAAAUGGUUACAGUAUAUGCUACCUAUGAUCAAUUACAGGGUCAAUUGGAGUGCCUGUCGGCAAAGCCAGACGAGCAAUUCACCGAAAGGGAGCAAUUUGAAGCGAUCUACUACAAGCAACUAGCAUCUGCUCGUGCCCUUCUGACACAGCACCGCACACAACUCGCGAAUAAGAAACUCUGGAGGAAACAAAUCGUUUAAAACAGAAACCAGAACAUACGCAUGCGUUGGUAAGAGUCACGGACCAUUUCGGGACGCCGCACAGCGCCAGAGUCUUACUCGACAAUGGAAGCACGGCAAACUUCAUUACCAAGGAUCUUUGUGGUAUGCUACAUUUACCUAUUCGUAGUGUAAGCUCACAUGUGGCAGGAAUAAACAGUCAAGUCUCUGCUGUCACACAGACUUGUACUUUGCAUUUACAAUCGUGCGAUGAAUCUUAUAACGUCGACAUUGAUUGUUUUGUCUUGCCCAACAUAACAACUCAUAUACCUCAAACAUACAUAGACUUAUCUGACUUACAGCUACCGGCUGGCAUUAGCCUAGCUGACCCAACCUUUAACAUACCGUCCUCCAUUGACAUAUUGGUGGGGGCUGACAUAUUUUGGAACGUGGUUGGUCGUAAUCGCAUACAGUUAGGCAGACAUAUGCCGACGCUCUUCGAGACUAAGCUCGGAUGGCUUAUAUCUGGUGCCAUUCCGCAAGCAAGCACGAAUCACUCCAUGUGUAUGGUCACACACGACAUGCAUACUUCACACAUAGAUAACCCUACAGAUUUAUCAAGGUUCUGGGAACUUGACACUAUUUCACCGAAGUUUAACUUCACGUCAGAGGAACGAGCAUGUGAACAGAAUUUCAACAAAACUACAAGGCGUAAGGCUGAUGGUCGUUUUGUAGUCACCAUUCCGUUGAAGGAGUCACCUGAAGCGUUAGGUAGCUCCUAUGAAAUGGCUAAACGUCGGUUCCUUUCGUUAGAGCGUAGACUCGAUAGAGACCCGAUACUUAAGAGUCGCUACAUAGAGUUCAUGCAAGAGUAUGAAGCAUUAGGUCAUAUGAGCGAAAUAUCUCAGCCUUCUUCAUGCCCUUCUUACUUUCUCCCGCAUCAUGGCGUAGUUAGAGAGUCCAGUACAACGACAAAGCUACGAGUUGUCUUUGACGCGUCAGCCGUCACAACUUCCGGUAAAUCGUUUAACGACAUUCAAGCCAUAGGCCCUCGGGUUCAGGAUGACUUAUUAUCCAUCUUAUUGAGGUUUCGUCAGCACCGGUAUGUCGUUACGUCAGACAUCGAAAAGUUCUUUAGACAGAUUGAGCUCGAUAGGUCACAACGGUCGCUACAGCAAAUACUAUGGCGUUCUGAUCCGUCAUUGCCUCUUAAAACAUACACACUAAACACCGUCACUUACGGUACAGCAUCUGCGCCAUAUAUCAGUACACGAUGUUUGUCUCAAUUAGCAAAGGAGGCAAAGUGCACACGUACACAACACUCAAUACAACAUGAUCUUUACGUAGAUGAUUAUUUAUCAGGCGGCGACUCUAUAGAGAGCACUAUAGCUCUAUGUAGAGACGUCACCAGCACACUUAAAUCGGCACAGCUAAAUUUACGGAAAUGGCAGUCUAACAAUGCACAAAUACUACAGGCAAUAACUACAAGCACACAUAGUCACACAUCCACACAAUCCACGUCCACACAACCCACAUCUACACAAUCCAUUUCCACACAACCACAUUCAGGCACACAUAAUACAGUAAACUUAAGUAUUGAUGAACCAAGUAAAACUCUAGGUGUAAAUUGGAAUUAUCAGCACGAUUCACUUACAUUCUCCAUUCACAUACCUGAGCAUACUAAUAUCACGAUCACAAAACGACACAUUCUAUCCACAAUCGCGCAAAUAUUCGAUCCGUUAGGAGUCAUUACACCAUGUAUCAUAGAAGCUAAGAUAGUACUGCAAAGGUUGUGGAUAGAUAAGUGUUCAUGGGAUGAUGAAGUUAACAUAGAUAUAAAAAAACAAUGGUUAAAAUUCAUACAAACAUUACCGCAACUUAAUCACCUAAGCAUACCACGUUGGGUGAUAUGCAUCAAUUCAACAUCAAUUGAAAUACAUAUUUUUACAGAUGCUUCAGAAAAGGCAUACGGAGCUUGCAUAUACGUUCGUUCUGUGGCUAGUGAUGGUCGCAUACAUACACAUCUUCUCACAUCUAAGAGUAAAGUCUCACCGAUAAAGUCGACCACAAUUCCAAGGUUAGAACUUUGUGGUGCAUUGCUAGGCACUCGUUUGUGCACAAAGGUAUUAGAAUCAUUAACACUUAAACCUAAUCGAUGCAUAUUCUGGUGCGAUUCUAUGAUUGUCUUAGGUUGGCUGUCUGCGGCACCUGCCGCACUUAAGCCGUUUGUCAGGCAUAGAGUUUCGGAGAUACGGGAAGGUUUUGGUGACUAUACUUGGCGCUACGUGCCCACCAAGGACAACCCGGCAGAUCUCGUUUCCCGCGGACUGAGUGCAGACCUUAUAAGUCAAUCUUCCAUGUGGUGGUCAGGUCCUGCCUUCUUGCAAACAGAGUCAGCUCUUUGGCCUUCCAUGCCUAACACAGAUGUAAACGUAGUACUACCUGAACUAGUAAAAUCACACAAUAAUAACAAUUCAUUACAUAUCACUAAUCUUAAUUCUAAUAACCUAUUUCUAAUGUUAAUUAAUAAUUCAUCUAACUAUUCACAAUUAAAGCGACUAUUCGCAUACAUAUUUAGAUUCGUAAACCGUUGUAGAGGGGUACAUAAUCAUAGCAUUACUCUUACUAAUUCGGAGUUAUUUUUCAGUGCUAACUUUAUUAUUCAAACAGUUCAAAAAGAAAUGUUUCCUGAGGAGUAUGAGAUACUUUCAUCUGGUAAAGAUUUACCUACUAAAAAUCGCCUUAAAAAAUUGACACCUUUUAUUGAGUCUGGUAUUAUUAGAGUUGGGGGAAGACUGGAUAACUCCUGUUACGAUUAUAAUGUCAAACACCCUAUCAUUAUUUGCAGCAAGAGUCAUUUUACUAAACUUAUCUUUAACACUUUCCACCUACGCCUAUUUCACGCUGGUCCUCAGUUACUCUUAGCCGCGGUGCGACAUGAAUAUUGGCCUUUAGGUGGGAGAAACCUUGCCAAAUCUACAGUUCAUAAAUGUGUAAAAUGUCAGAGAUUUAGUGGCAGAACAGUUCAGCCUAUCAUGGGCAACUUGCCUAAGGAGCGAGUUCAACUAGAGUUUCCCUUUCUAGAAACUGGCACAGACUAUGCUGGGCCCAUCCUUCUAGCUGACCGCAAAGGUAGAGGGUGUAGGUUAAUUAAAUCUUAUAUAUGUGUUUUUGUUUGCCUAGCCACACGGGCAGUUCAUCUGGAGCUUGUCUCCGACUUAACGAAACAUGCAUUUAUUGCAGCACUGAACAGGUUUAUUGCUCGUCGUGGUAAACCAAAAACCAUCUUUUCCGACAACGGUACAACGUUUAUUGGCACCUGUAAUGAAUUAGCUGACAUACUUAGGCAGGACUUUUCUUCAGUCAUGGCAAAUACAGGUAUCAACUUUUCAUUUAUUCCAGCGUACACCCCGCACUUCGGUGGGCUGUGGGAGUCCGCCGUCAAAUCAGUUAAGCAUCAUUUAAGACGUAUUUUAGGCUUAGCACAUCUCACUUACGAAGAGAUGUCAACUUGUUUGAUUCAGAUCGAGGCAAUACUGAACUCUCGUCCCCUUACUCCUCUCUCCACAGACCCGUCAGACCUAUACCCUUUAACUCCUGCUCAUUUCCUUAUUGGGAGGUCUCUCACAUCCUUGCCGCAUCCGGAUCUCGUCCAUCAGAACAUCUCAAGCCUUAAACGCUUUCAGCGCAUAGAACACCUGAAGCAACAGUUCUGGAAUAGAUUCUCUAACGAGUAUAUUUUCUACCUCCAACAGAGAACGAAGUGGACUGACUCCGACGGGGUUCUUGAGGAAGGAGCCAUGGUGGUACUCAAGGAGCAACAGACUCCACCAUUGAUGUGGCCACUCGGUCGUAUCGUACGGCUGAUAGCUGGGAGAGACGGCAUAAGCCGAGUAGCGGACGUGAAGACGAAGAGAGGCAUAGUGCGACGCGCUUAUAACACCAUAUGUCCUCUUCCAGUUUAAUCCUUGAAGAUCGUCUAUCUUCAACGCCGGGAGCAUGUUGAGAACAUCACUACGCCCGGGCGACCGCGGGCGGAGCCGCGGGCGCAGGGGGGCGCUCGAUCAGCUGGCGCGCGCGCCGGCCGUCACAAGAAGCACUGCGUCAUCGUCCACCGUACCGAGCGCGCACUUACUUCAUUUCUUAUAAUUGUUAAUUCCGUCAUUCCUAAGUGUUGUAAUUUAUACAGUCCACUAUUAUACUUAUUAGCUACGAA